Molecule: messenger RNA, 8038 nt
Organism: Hyalella azteca
Lineage: Eukaryota; Metazoa; Arthropoda; Malacostraca; Amphipoda; Hyalellidae
Product: transcription initiation factor TFIID subunit 4
Exons: 12
Coding region: 105-2246 (713 amino acids)
Biological process (GO): DNA-templated transcription; transcription initiation at RNA polymerase II promoter
Cellular component (GO): transcription factor TFIID complex
Molecular function (GO): protein heterodimerization activity; DNA binding; RNA polymerase II general transcription initiation factor activity
Source: RefSeq, a predicted model, not a curated record
CUAUCAGAUUCACCAGUAGCUGUGCUACUUUUAUAAAAGUGGAGUAGUUAGUUUGGCAUAAAAAACUACUUAAUCCAGAGGAUCAGGUUGAGCCUCACUUGAUUAUGGCCGCUGUGCCAACCACUGGUGCUGCGGGAGCUGCUCAUGUCACAGCCGUGCCACUGCAGCAGGGCAUGCAGAUCAUGAAUGUCAGACCAACACAAGGAAGCUUACUGCAACCUCAGCAAGUCAGAUCUUUGGCUCCCAGAAUGAUUCUCAGCCCACAAGUUUUGCAUAAUGUCAGACCAGGACAGCCUGGGGUAAUUUCUGGUUCUCCUGGACAUCUUAUCAUAAAAUCGGAUGGGGGGCAGAUGCACCUGGUGAGAGUGAAUCCCACGGUCGGACAAGGCCAGGGCGUUGGAGUGACCGUCAACAAUGCCGUCUCCUCCAACGCCCUGCCUGCCACGUCUGUCCAUGUCACACUCAACCAGCUCGCCUCCUCAAAUAAUGCAGGAAUUGUUGCUGCUCAUCCAUUUAGAUUUCAACAGUCACAAGUGACAGUGGUCUCCAGCAGUGGGCAGAACGCCAUAGCUUCAGUUGCUCCCACCACAGUUAAUAGUUUAAACCUCAAUAAUAUAGUCCCAAAUAUGACCACUUUGAAUAACUCAAGCAAUAUGAAUAAUAGUAUUCCAUCGUCAACUAUAAUGAACAACAGUACAAACCACUCAAACAACAUUGUAGCCGCCUCCCCUGUCCUCAGUUCUGCAUUAGGUAACAAUGUGCAGCCCCACCAGCCUGCUGGCAAUGCUGUUCAGGCUCAACCUCAACAGAUGCAAACAAUAUCAGCUGAAUCUGCCAAGACCAAGUGUAAGAACUUCCUUGCAACGUUACUGAAGCUUGCUGGAGAACAGAAGCAGCCUGUGGCCAAGAACGUCCGUAGUCUCAUUCAAGGUCUCAUAGAUUCUAAAGUGGAGCCUGAAGCUUUUACUGAAGAAUUGCAAAAAGACCUCAACUCUUCUCCACAACCUUGUUUAGUGCCUUUCCUUAAGAAAACUCUACCGUUCCUGCGAGCAUCUUUAGCGCGUGGCGAGAUCACAAUAGAAGGAGUGAACCCUCCGCCCCCCAGCAGCAUCCCAGUGCAGCCCGGUGCCACCACCGUCAUCCCUACUGCUCCCGUUUUAAGGGCGCCCAUAGUGCAGCAGCAACAACCGCAACCUCAACAACAGCAAAUUAGGUUAACAAAGACAGCUGUAGUGAACAAUGUAGUGGGCAUCCGACCGCCUGUCAAUACGAUGGUAGUGCAGCAGUCUCUACACCCCGUGGUGAACGCUACUACCGCCCCUACCACCAUAUUGCAGGCUAACUCUAACUCUGCUACACAUAACGGUACUCCUGCUACUGCCCCCUCCCCUCUACCGCCCUCGUCUGUAAACAGCAGCAGGUCUGUUGUGUCCGUGCAGGCGAGCAAGAACAACAAGGACAGGUUUAAGGAAAAGCAACAACAUCAAUCAUAUGCCUUCAACAGUGCAGCUGACGACGAUAUCAACGACGUGGCGGCGAUGGGUGGCGUGAAUUUAGGAGAAGAAAGUCAAAGAAUUCUGGACUCAACGGGUUUUGUGGGCACGCAAAUUAGAUCUUGCAAAGACGAAGUUUUCUUAUUACAACAGCCGCUGGCACAGCGGUUAAAACAAAUAUGUAGCAAACACGACAUGGAAGAGCCGAGCAAAGAGUUCAGCGCACUCUUGUCACAUGCAGUGCAAGAGCGUUUAAAAACCGUUAUAGAAAAACUUUCUGUCAUUGCUGAGCAUAGAAUAGAUAUUAUAAAGAACGAGCCCCGGUACGAGGUGCUACAAGACGUUAAAGGCCAACUACGAUUUUUGGAAGAUCUCGACAGGCUCGAGAAGAAACGUAAAGAUGAAGUCGAACGCGAGAUGUUGCUCAGAGCUGCCAAGUCCCGUAACAAAAACGAGGAUCCUGAACAGGCUAAACUCAAAGCUAAAGCUAAAGAGAUGCAACGGGCAGAAAUGGAGGAGAUGAGGCAGCGAGAUGCUAACAUGGCGGCCCUCAAAGCCUUGCAGGGACCCAGGAAAAAAGCCAAGGUCGACAACGCAGAUGAUAGUGGAUCUUUCAGUGGGACUUUAUCUCAGAAACAGAUGCCGCUUCGGCAGCGCACCAAGAGAGUCAACAUGAGAGAUUUGACUUUCCUGAUGGAGCAAGAAAAAGACCUCAACAAAUCUAAUUUACUUUAUAGAACUUAUCUUAAAUAGCACCCACCUCUAGGAACUUGAAUUGUUAUUUGAAUUUGUAGCGUUAGAGAAAAAUAAUUAUUUAUGUUUAACAUUAUUCUUAAAUGACUAAUUAGAAUGAAGUAAGUGUGAUGUCUAAGCUUUAUGAGGUUUCGUUGGUAAAGUUCACACGAUAUUCCUUUGUCAGGUAGCAAAUAUUUGUGAAAGAUCUAGCUGAAGUGCGGUCGCUUUUCUGAUAAUUUUGAAUUGGUGGUGCAUUACCAUUUCCCAGCUACGUCGUGUUCUACUCUCUGUACAUAUUUAUUUCCAUAUCUUCUUGCCGGGUAGGUAUCGUGAAUAGUUGGCGUGUUCUGAUAAUAGAAUACAUGUUAUUUUUUAUACGAAAAAGCGCGUCGCUCUUUAUUUCAAAAAAUUUGCACAUAAUUUUUGUUACUGAAAUUAUCCGUGUUUUUAGUGGUGUUUUUUUUAGGUGGACAUGCGAUACUGGGCUGGUGAGCUUGGGGGUGUGUUCUGCUUGGGUUGCUAAACACAAUGCUACAAUUGGCUUUUGUUAGACAAUCGGCAAAUGGACUUCUUAGUCUGGAUUUGCCCAAAUUGUUCAUUUCCAUUUUAGCUAAUAUGUGUCGGUCGUUCUCAAAUAUGACAAAGAAAGAUAUGGGCCGUGUUGUUGAUUUCUGGGUUAUUUGUAGGUGACUUGUAUCCAAGUUUCCUAUCAGAAGACAGGCGCUCGAAUGAAUGCAUCGAUGAUGUGAUGUGUGCGCCCUCACGGCCGAGCUUCUACUCAAUACAUUGUAGUUUAUUACUGAUUGCAGCAACUCUGUCACUGGCCAAUUAAUGCCUUCUCAUCAGCAAUGCCUGAAAUCAAUGUUAGAAGCGUUGUGCUCCUAUCACCGAAUGUUUAUUUAUUUGAUGAACCUUGUUACCUAAAAGAGCUCUGAAUAUGAUGCACUUGGUCAGUCAACUCGGCCCAUUGAGUCACCGAAAAGCGAUCUGUGUUUGUAAUUUCGUCGCUCAAUUUCGAUUUUAAUCUCAAGAUUUUACGCAGCGCUAUUUGACUUCUCCGUCAUUUUCCAAAAACUUAACAAUUUAACUUUUUGAUGCUGAAAACGAGUUAUUAUUCUCCUGUCAGCUCUUCUUCACAAGUUUAUUGAAUCACAUUGAUUCAGAAAUUUCAUAUUGCAUUUUUUUGCCGUGAUUAAUUAACUUACAAUUUAGUAUCAAAGAAAAUAACGAGAGCGGUCGUCAUAUUUACAACGAAACCGUUUCAGUGGCCUCCUCCGCAGUCAGCUCAGUAAUACAAAACAUGUAGGAUUAUCAAUUUACAUGACUAAAUUACCUCAGGGGACACUUGAAACCCAACUUGAGAAAUGAAGUGACGUCAAAACUUGUAAGAAUGUCAAGCAAAUGAGAAAUGUAAGGAUUGUCCAGGCGCGGUUUCCGUUUUAGAAAAAAUAGUCAUGAAUUCAGCGUCGUCUGAAUGAAGCUGAAAUUAUAAAAUGCAUUUGGGUCACAGUUAUGCCCUGCUAAUCGCGUGUCAUUCGGCAGUUCGUUCGCCCUGCAUUCGGCGAACUGCCGAAUGACGUAGCUGCGUAUGUAGGGAAUCUGCUGAUGAGAGUUCUUUUUGGAGUUGCUGAAUGUUUUUAAACGAGAGCGUUGUAUGAAGAACGCGCAUAGUUAUUAUUAACUUGAAAAUUUUUUUUGGUAGUUUAUGCGACUCUCCACCUUCCAUUGGCCGGGUUAGGUUUCAAUCUCAAUCAUGUAAAUUCUUGUACUAACUGAAAUGCUUAACUUAUAAAAUUUCCCGACACGUUUAGCUAAAAAAUUUGUUAUGUUCUCUGAAUUUAUUUGAUUUAUUCUUAGCAUUUCAUGGUGUUCAUUAAUAUAAUCUUGUUUUGCGAACUCGUUUGUAUCCAUCAAGAUGCUUCCAAACUCUGCUCCAUUUCUUACGAAUAAAAGCUCUCAAUUUCUCCUCCAACUUAAGCGUUGCAAAAGUUUCACGAUGCUGGGACGUCGCGUCUGCUCGGAAAUUUGUGUUGGUAAGUCACUUCAUAAAUUAUGGUAUUGCCACUCCUAAUGUGUCAUUUAUGUUGAUUUUUAUAGAAUAGUUUUUUUUUAUUUACGGCACGAAUGAUGGUAAAAAAAAGUGUCGAAACACAUGCAAGAGAUAUUUAUUGUACCCCGUUUCUUUAGUUCGAAAGAUUGAGCAAAAAAUUGUGAUUUAAUGUGUGUGAGGAAGAAGGGGUUAUUGACAAUGGAAGUGCCCGCCAAAUUUUAGGAGCAAGAUUGAGACUGCAUUGUUGCCACGGUUGGUUGUAGACAUCAGCUGCCAACCAUGGCCGUGGUCUUCUUGGUAUUUCACUUCUCGCCUCUGCUCGUGGAUUGCUACUGACGUGGCUUGUUCUGGCUCGUUGACGCUUGUUGAAAGUGCCAAGACUUUGUAAUAUUAUGGCGAAAUUUAAUCGUCUUAAAUUUUUUGUCGGCUCUUCAGAUAAAUAAGAUUGUGUUUCCUAUUGAUUACAAUCAUUGCAUAGUCGUAAGUCUUCUUCGUAAAUAGUUAUUCUUUCUGUACGAACUAUUAUCGAAUUAUUCACUUAAAAUAAUUGAGGAAAAAUGUUCUAUGAAACGCCCGUCGCGAUAGUUGUUGAAUUGUUCCAAAUUAAACACUUGUGCUGCUGCAAUUAACUAGAGUGUUUUCCCCAGACAGUUUUUCAACGCUAGUAGUUAUUAUUUAAUAAACCUGUGUUGAGGAGCCGAAUUAUUUAUGUUAAUGUACCUGGCUGUUUUUUAUUAUGUGUAUUCGAGUGAAAGAAUCCAAUUUUGGGCACGAAAUAUCAAUGUACUUUCAUAUAAUGCCUGGCGGGUAAAAAGCGUUCUUCACUCCUAAACCUGAUCAUGUAAUUAGGAAAGUCAUCUUUGUGAGCAUAGGCCUGUAUCCGUCCUUGUAUGUAAUCUUAAUUUGCGCUCGACGAAUCUAGGUUCUGUUAAAUUUAAAGUUUUAUUUUAUUCUGGCUUGCGUAAAGUUUUGAUUUGUUAUGAGCGAUAGUUUCGUGGAAGUAAAAUGAAACGCGACUCGCCUCUAUUAGUCUUCCAGCAAUCUCGAACAAUUAAUUAUUAUAUCUGGAUCACAACGUUAGUGACAAUUAUAUUUAAUUCAUUAUUGAGCUAACUCUAAAGUUUCGAUUAAGCGAGGGAAAUUUCCGUCAUUUGAAACUAACCCUGCUCUGAGAUGAAUUUCACAACAUACGUUCACGUUUUAAAUAACUGUAACCCUGACCUCAUUGUGCUUCUCUCAAAUGAGCUAAUAACAUUGUUUGUAUUUUUAGAUGGUAAAGCUUUAUAAUUUCUAGCUGACUUAUCUUGAGUUGCGCUACAUGGGAAAAGAGUCGCUAAUUUUGAGGCAGGUGUCUGUACGGUUUAGAAUUUAUAAAUUAGAAAGAGAAACGCAUUAACGUGCAAGAUUGAAUAAAAUGUGAACUAUGUAGCUGAUCUGUUUAUAUCUGAUCAAGGAUGCAGCGUACGAGCGCCGAAAUCUGAGUGACUGGUUUUACGUAUUGCAGAAGCGAUAUUUUUUGCACAUCUGUUCAUUCCAAAACUGUUAGCCAAGCACAGUCCAAUCAUUUGACAUCUCUGAAUUAAAAUUAACAUACAAUCAGCCCAACAUACUAUUUAAUAGGGCUUUAAUAGUUAUUUUCGACUUCGUUAAAAUUUUUAUUCAACGCCUGCUUAAAUUAGAAAACUAUCGCAAUGUGGCCGUAAGUAGUCAGUUAAUGUGGGGAGAGGAAAGAUGAGCGUGGUAGUACGCCUUUUUUUGUAUGCAUUUCUGAGUAAUGAUCUCAAAUCCUGUGUAAUAUUUGUAUAGGGAAGACUCGCGCAUUUUGUAAAAAGUGUUUUGUUUAUUCUCAGCAAUUUUGUCAACUUGAAAGUCUGUCUCCUGACGGCUAUGUUGCCUCCAGAUUCCUUGCGAUUUUUUUUCCUUUUAGUUUGUGAAUGAGGAUGAUUGAAAAAGUGUAAUAUCUAAAGUUUUGACUGUUCAUUAUUGUGUAUCACGUAUGGAAUUUCAUUAAAAGGAUAUUCUGGUAAUAGGGAACAUGCCUUGUGUAUAUAGACUUUUUAAUGUUAAACUCAUGUACAGCCCUGCUUCGCGGCACUCGCUUGUUGGAACGAGAAAAUCUACUUUAAAGUAUGACUUAGUGCAGGCAUACUGUAUAUAAUCCGUAAGAUACGCUUCCUCGCUUGAAUUUGUGUGUGCAGCGAUUGCAGGCGGAUGUAAUUUGUUGUAUUUUAGAACGUUUUUUUUUCACUUCCUCAACCCCUACGACAUUGAGAUUUUCAGGCUUCCGUGCUGGUUUUAGUAAAAAUUUCUGUUCAUCGAACAUUAGACAGAAGUACCGCAUUUACCAAUGCAAGCGUUGGUGCAAUCUUUUUUUCUUGUAGCCGUAACAGCUGUUGCCUUGUAAGCUGUUCCUGAUCCACAUCGGACUGAAGCUUCAAAAGAAUGUUUGUGCUCCACAUGUAAAAUUUAUUUCGAAAGAAAGAACCUCAGAUUGCUUUAAGCGUUAAUUUUUGUCGUGUGAUUUAGUCCGAGAAGCGCGAGUGUAUGUUUUGUGUGUGCCUUUGUCGUAGAUAAGCUCCCGACAGCACGUAAAUCUCGUGAGAUACCAGAACCCUGGGCAAUGCUUGAACUAUUUUGCGACUAGAUAAGCAACAGGCAAUGCCAUAAGCAACAAUUCCGACUUACACACGCUGUUAGCUCAUUUCGUACGUGAAACGUUUCCUGUCAAGUUUCUAUUCGAGAUAUUUUAUACCAACUACCAGCAUAUCAUCUUUACUUUCAAAAAAUCUUUCUAGCGUAAGACUCGACAAAAUGGGUUAGUUCAUGUCCGUUUGUAAAUGGGUGGAUUUGCAUGGUUCCAUCAUUGCGGUCAUAGAUGCAAGUAGCAAAGCCGGCGUAUUUAUUUGUCGAUAUAUUGGAGAGCUCAUGAAGUUUUCCACAGCAGUUCCUGAUUUCGACCACUGUUCGCGUCACAAUUUGUGUUCUCUGCACACCUUGAAUGCUAUUUGCACUAUUACUGGCAGAGAUUGAAUUUUACUGUGAUUACCCAUUGUGGGAACUUGGUUCUUGUGUUGUAAUUUUCUUCUCUAAUGUGUUUCUUCUGUUGUUCAGGAGCGCACUCAUCAAAACUGGCAUAAUGGGCGCUAGAAUUUGACGUGAUCUUUUUUUCUUCGUUACACAAUUAUUGUAACUAGUCUUUGGAAUUAGCCUCAGUGUUGUCGGUAAAUUGCUUACGUUUUCCUAAUUUCUCUGCAUCUUUCGGAAUAUCCUUUCCGUUCUUAGAUUUAUUAUGGUUAAUACCACUCGGUUGAUGUUUAGUGUAGUUUUUUUAUUUAUUAUUUAAAUCCAUGUUAUUAGGACACUAUUUUAUACUGUUGUUCUUCCAUGUUCCCACGCACUCAAAUGGCGCAAGACACGUUCAUUUGUCUUAAGAAGUCCCCGAAAAAAAUGUCAUAAUUUAUUUGUAUGCAAUUGAGUGAUUGGUGCGGUUCUUGACAUGUUCGUUCGCAUUUUUUCUCCUUCCAAAAGUAAUGAAUCUUCCAAAAUAUAGUGUGCCUGACGAGCACGGAGGUGUCGCGCACCACAGCCCUCGAGUAAUCCUUGAGGAAUAUGAUCGCUGUAGAUUAUUGUUUCUCUAAAUUACGUGAAAAAUGCUUUGAUUCGAGUACAAUAUUUCGACUGUAAUGAAUGAUAAGGGUAGGAUUUUUCUUUAAAGUUUUAUAGAAUGUACCACAAAAGCUAAUAGACUAUACCAGCUAAA